This is a messenger RNA of Marasmius oreades (fairy-ring Marasmius), 327 nucleotides long. RefSeq lists its product as uncharacterized. The record is from RefSeq and is a predicted model, not a curated record. NCBI's taxonomy places the organism in Eukaryota, Fungi, Basidiomycota, Agaricomycetes, Agaricales, Marasmiaceae. The coding region runs from base 1 to 327 and encodes 108 amino acids. The transcript is spliced from 2 exons.
AUGAACUCGACCACUUACUCGUUCGAUGUCGCCAAUGCUAGUGGGAGAUUACCUUACGGAGUCAGUCGAGAAAACGUUAGCUUUACUGGUCUCCCUGGGACUGGCACCUCUUGUCAAAUCUCCUUUUGGUUCGAAAAGGGCGAGGAAGAUGAGAAACUUAUGUCAGGCCCAGGUGGUAUUAUGGUCAUUCUGUCUCUUCGCCUCUCAUCAACCCUCGGAAAAGACCUCGUAGCGAGCGCGAGCACCAUUCUCCCGGGAGCAACAAACUCUACUAUUCACACAUAUCGGCUCUUGUUGACAUUACCUCCGGCAGGUACGAGAGUAUAG